This is a messenger RNA of Labrus bergylta (ballan wrasse), 525 nucleotides long. Lineage: Eukaryota; Metazoa; Chordata; Actinopteri; Labriformes; Labridae. The record is from RefSeq and is a predicted model, not a curated record.
AAAAAUGAUACAGAUAGUAUUACAGAGCAAUCUGAAACACAGGAACAUGUUAAGGAAAGUGACAAGUAUUCCUCUGCUGGAGAGAUUGAAGAUUCUGAUGUUGCUUAUGAUCCUGAGGAUGAAUCACUUUUCAAUGAAAUUCAAGAGGAUGUAUUUCAUGUUGGGACUCGUGAUUCAUCUUUGGCUGGAACAGAGCAUAGUACCAGUCGCAAGAGCAGUCCAAUGAAUAACCAAAGCAGAAAGCGGAGGCUAUCACCAAAGAGGCGCAGUCAUCGUGAAAGAGACAGACAUAGAAGUCCUUCAAGAAGAUCACAGAGGCGUUCUCCUUCUCAUUCCCGUAGGCACCGAGCAAGAGAUAGACACAGAAGAAGUGAAAGGGAGAGGUCAGGUCAUAGAGCUAGAGACCAGUCUGAACGCCAGGGUCACCGUAGAGAGCGGACCGCUUCUCGACAUUCUCGUGGACAUAGGAGAUCCCCAUCCUCUCAAAGAAAAAAGAUUCUGAGUCCCUUUAGCAAAACAGCAUAG